Messenger RNA from Carica papaya (papaya), 1174 nucleotides. NCBI's taxonomy places the organism in Eukaryota, Viridiplantae, Streptophyta, Magnoliopsida, Brassicales, Caricaceae. The record is from RefSeq and is a predicted model, not a curated record.
UCAAUCAAUGGCAACCUAAUUACUGCCAGAUUUUUUUUUUUUGUUUUUUUAACUUCCACCAUGUCAAAUCCCAAACCCUGAAAAAACAAAGGAAAAAAAAAAAAUUUCAUUCCCCCACCCUCCCCCUUCCUAUCUUUUCUCGUUUUCUUCCUUUAUUCGCUCUUCCGGAGCGAUUGGAUCUGGUAUCCUUUUAUAAACCCACAUAUCUCCUUCAAUCCGGAAGAUUAUAUCCACAAUUCAAUCAGCAUACAUUUCUUUCCUGUUGCAGACUACAUAAGUCAAUUUAGGGUUUCGUCUUUCUUGGUUUCUUGUUCUUAGAUUGGUCUCUUUUCAGAUCAUUACUGCUUUUUUAGUGUCCUUUAUCGUGGUAAAUCUUGUUGUCUUUUUGGGUUUGCUUAAGGAGUGAACGAGUUGGUUGGAGAACGAAAAGGGGAAAUUGCGAGUAGCAGAUGCAAUAUUUGGAUCGGAAAUUGAAGAAUUUUUCGGUGAAUUUUUUGGAAGGACCGGAAAAAGUUAAGGUUCGAGUUACAAUACAAGCUUAGCAUCGAUGUCUUGGGCUGGACCCGAAGAUAUCUACCUAUCUACUUCUCUGGCCAGUUAUCUUGACAAGAAGCUUCUUGUACUACUUAGAGACGGUCGAAAGCUUAUGGGCACUCUUCGUUCUUUUGAUCAAUUUGCCAAUGCUGUUCUCGAGGGUGCGUGUGAGAGAGUGAUUGUUGGUGAUCUUUACUGCGACAUCCCUUUAGGUCUCUAUGUCAUCCGUGGGGAGAAUGUUGUUUUAAUUGGCGAGCUGGCGCAGAAGGCUGAGAGAGAAGCUACUGAUCUUAAAGGCUCAAUGAGGAAAAGAAUGGAGUUUCUUGAUUUGGACUAACACAUGCUCCCUACAUCCAUUGUUCAUGGCCCGCAAAUUUUAUGGCGGUAUGUGGUGUAGGAAACAUGAUCAGAUUAAACUUUCAGUCUCUCCACCUGAUCAUCCUCUUCUCUCUCAAUUUGACUUGCUGUAACAUGUGAAUGUAUUUCACAAGUUUUUAACAGUCAUAUAUUGAUGUUUGUGAUUGUUAUUCAUUGUGUUAGAAGUUAAUAGAUUUACACCCAAAUCUAGAAAUGCUUAUCAUGAUCCUUCUGCCCGAAUCUGAAAGAACGGGAGUAAAAUGCUUCUACCCUUCGCUCCUCA